AUACUCGUCCAUUUCGUUCCCCACUAGCCUGGCGCAUAGGCAGCCAUGUUCCAAAUUUAAAUUUUUAAUUCCCAAAAUUAAUUCUAAGCGAUUUUUCUUUUAUUUCAAAUAGUUUAGAUAUAAUUAAAGUUGUUUUUUCUAUAAACAUGAGUCUGUAUAACUUUAUUUUGCGUCUUUUCGUGUAUGUAGUUGUAGUGUGUCCUGUUAUAGUGUUUGCGCACGCGCAUGAUAAAAGCUAUGUGACACAUGGACAAGGUCAUAAUGCCCACGUACAUAUAAAAGAGCCUCCCUGUUCCACGUGCCCUCGCCACGGGCACUGUGUACCCAAGGUGCAGUGUCCAGCUCACGUGCGGAGCGGUUCCUAUAACCCAGCCUGUCAUCUGGAUGGAGUGGUCGGCGUCUGCUGCUUUACUGGAAGGAGUCAUGCAACGGAGUCGGAGCAUCGUUCCCGUGCAUCCACAGCUAUCAAUAUUGAAGACGUCAAGGUUUCCCAUCGCCAGUCUCGAUUGAAGCUGGAAGACUGGGUGAUGACGGCCGCUGAGCAGCUCCAGCAUUCAAUGAUGACCGUCACCAACUCCACUUCUCCAAGUUUUGGACAUCAUCUGUCCGUAGUAUCACACGAUGCACGCGCCGCCUCACUCGGCCGCGGCGGUUUACUGAACUUAUUCGCUGCGCAGGAGUUGAAGGCGCGCCAGGCCAUCUCCGAGGAUGACCUGCUUUUGGGUCUCACUGAAAAUACUGAUGGUCCAUUCUGCCCACCACAGCCGACCUGUGUAGCUCCGAACCGCUACCGGAGUAUCGGAGGAGAGUGCAACAACCCUACCUCCUCCACCUGGGGAGCUGUCCUCACCGGCUACGAGAGGCUUCUACCUCCUGAUUAUAGUGAUGGUACCUGGGCAAUAAGAACAGCAAAGUCUGGUGCUCCACUUCCAAGUGCGAGGACAGUGAGCAGCGCCCUGGUGCUGGAGGGCAGCCACCCCCACCCCACCCACAACCUGAUGUUCAUGCAGUUUGGCCAGUUCAUCGCUCAUGACAUCAGCGCUGGAGUUAUUUUUACUGCAGAUAAUGGAACUGCGAUCUCAUGCUGCAUGAACGACGGUGAAGACUUCCUACCUCCAGAGCUGACGCACUUCGCCUGCGCUCCCAUAGCCAUAGACGCUGACGAUCAGUUCUACGGCCAGUUUAGGAGGAAGUGCAUCAAUUUCGUCAGGACACAGAUCGCACCAGCUCAUGAUUGCUCAGUGGGUUAUGCGAAACAGAUGAAUGGAGCAACUCACUACCCAGACCUCUCCCACCUGUAUGGCAGUACAGAAGAGAAGCUAUCUUCUCUAAGAGACGCUGGUGGUCUACUGAAGGUCUUCAACGACUAUGGAAGGGAUCUACCACCUCUUACAGAGAGGAAGGAGUGUCUGUCUGCUAAGGAAGGUGCUGCUUGCUUCGAAUCAGGAGACAAUCAUGGAAACCAGAUCAUAUCGUUAACAGUUCUACACACAAUCUUCACAAGAGAACACAAUCGUGUAGCUCGUGCUCUGUCGGCCCUCAACCCAACCUGGGAUGAAGAUAGAGUCUUCUGGGAAACCAGAAGGAUACUCCAGGCGGAGUUCCAGCACAUGAUCUAUAAUGAAUGGCUGCCUUUACUGCUCGGUCCUCAAACCAUCAAAACGUUUGCUCUCUCACCAUCUGAGGGCUACUCCUCAUCAUACGACCCUCAGGCCAACCCAUCAAUAUCAGCUGAAUUCUCCACUGCCGCCAUGAGAUUUGGACAUUCCGUGGUUGAUGGUAGGAUUACGAUCCCGAGUCCAAACAUGGGUGGAAUUUACGAAACUAUAUCGAUCCAGGAGUUGAUGUUCCAACCGACGAGGAUGAGGCUCCGGCACUUCUUGGACAGGCUGCUCAUUGGUCUGUCGACACAGCCAAUGCAGAUAGUGGAUCCUUACGUUACUGAGGGGCUCUCUCGUUACAUGUUCCAUGGUGGUAACCCAUAUGGUGUGGACCUAGCAGCCAUCAACAUCCAACGAGGUCGAGACCAUGGAGUCCAGUCAUAUAAUCAGUACAGAAAACUGAUCGGACUGGACAUCUUUACUGACUUCCAACAGUUUCCACCAAAUGCAGCAAAACGUCUAAUAACAGUAUAUGAGAACCCAGAUGACAUAGAUCUUUGGGUCGGUGGGCUAUUAGAGGAGCCAGUGGAAGGGGCCAUCAUAGGACCCACCUUCGCAAACAUCAUAGCUGACCAAUUCGCCAGGCACAAGCACGGGGACAGAUACUUCUAUGAACACGGACCUGAUGUUAACCCGGGAGCUUUCACGCCUAGUCAGCUAGAAGAAAUAAAGAAGGUCACAUUAGCCCGCCUCAUAUGUGACAACCGGGAUGGUAUAGAGCUGGUAUCACAGCCUCCUCAAGCAUUCCUCCGAGCUGAUCUCCCGGGGAACGAACCUGUACCAUGCGAUAGUACCAUUAUACCUUCUAUGGAUUUGAGCAAGUUCAAGGAAGACUAAACCUUAAUGCUUAUAGUGAUAAAAUCUAUAGUUAAAUGUUAUAUAAGUUGCUUGGAGGUUUCAAAUGGUUUGGACUCUCGUUUAGUUUUUAAAAUGUGUGCGUCAAGAACUAAAAACUACCUAUGUACCUUAAUAGUAUUAAAACAGGGUCCAGAUUAAGUAAACAUGGUUCCAAUCAUCUGGUGUGUAGAUAUAGCAGAUCUUAGGAGAAGUUAUUUUUUUUUAUUUUCUUUUUUUAUGUAUGUUUUCUACAAUACCUAAGAUUUGGAACUUGAAUACUAUCUGUACCCUUGGUAUCGAAACGAGAGCGUGUUCGGCGCUCUGAUUGGUUGGUUUAUUCGAGCUGACCAAUCAGAGCACAGAACGCGCUCUUGUUUCGAUUACUUUAAACGUAAAGCAAACUCGUACUAAGGUCCUGUUAAAUUAUUGUUUAAAAUAAUACAAAAUUAAGAAUAUUUUUUCUAUUAUCACAAUCGGAAUGUUAAAAUUACAGGUAAGUCACAAAUUUUGGAUUAAGUUGAAUGAUAUUUUCUUUUAUUUCUCUCUUAUUUUUCAUAUAUUUUUGGCAUGUUUCUUUGAAAUUCGCAUCUCAACAAGACCAUUGCUGUUUAGCUCUAUCAACGAAUUGAUUUAAAUUGUCUACAUAGAUUAUAUAGUAUUAUGUGUACACUGAAACUUCCUACAAAUAUGAUUUUACAAUGAAUUGAUUAUGUCACAAUCAUGGCCACUGAUUUUCUACUACAUAAUUAUUAUGCAUGUCCAUUAAAUUUUUAUUUCAAUCAAAAACACACAUUUUGUGACAAAAUCAACAUUUUUGUAAAUAGAACUUUGAUUUAUGUGAGUUGAUUUUUUUGACAGAUACGCCAUUUCUGUUGUAUUUUUUACGUUUUGCA
Molecule: messenger RNA, 3391 nt
Organism: Spodoptera frugiperda (fall armyworm)
Lineage: Eukaryota; Metazoa; Arthropoda; Insecta; Lepidoptera; Noctuidae
Gene: Pxt
Product: chorion peroxidase
Exons: 14
Coding region: 147-2498 (783 amino acids)
Biological process (GO): response to oxidative stress
Molecular function (GO): heme binding; peroxidase activity
Source: RefSeq, a predicted model, not a curated record